AUGACGACAACCCUCGAGAACCAGCGUCUCCUCCAUGAGGAACUCGAGCGCCUUGAACAAGCCGUCGCGGACCGUCUAGCAGAAGAAGCGCGAACAAUACGCGAUCGUCUGAUCCGAGAUCACGAAGUAGGUCAUUUCUUGACUCGAUUUGAGAACCAGAGUAAACGCUUAUACGAUCUCUACACAGAUGAAGAUGGAUCCCGAGAUAAAGAGAUAAAUAACCUCUCUCACGGCGACCCAUUCGUCGAAUUCUACUCUCAACUAAAUGAAAUCCGAGAUUUCCACCGCCGGUACCCAAAUGAACCCGUCGAAGACCUUGCGCGGACCUACAAGCGUCGUCCACCUCUCGAAGGCGAAAUCUCAAUGAUCGAUAAUAUGUUCACCGGCGAGGAAUUCCACGGCCGUUUCUUCGAUCUUACCCAAUUACAUGAACAGUAUCUCAAUCUCAAAGGGGUGAAAAGGAUAUUAUACCUUCACUUUCUCAACAUCUUUGACAAAUUCGAGGAUUUUCCAAAGGCAAAUAAGAACGAUGCGUAUUUUACGUACUUGACGAAUUUGGCAGAAUAUUUAGAAGGAUUCUUAAGGAAGACCAGGCCAUUAAGUAAUCCUGAUGCUGUUAUUAGAGGGUUUGGAGAAGAGUUCGAGGAGGCCUGGAAGGCAGGUACGGUGGCUGGGUGGGAGAGUGGUGCUGCCGUUGAGAAAUCGGCAGGGAUCUGGUGCGAUGCUUGCGAAAAGGCGUUCACAAACGAGAAUACCUACAACAGCCAUCUGAACGGGAACAAGCAUAAGAAGGCAGCGGCAGCAAAGGGUACAGACGGGGCUGAUUCUGGUGUGACAAAGCCAGUUGAAGCGAUAGAGAACCUGAAACACAAAGCUAUCGCUGAACGUGAAUUCCGAAUCAAGAAACUGACGGAACUCAUGUCGAAAGAACGAGAGGAUACCAAAACCAACGUUGAGCGCAAAGCCUCACUCACAGAACGUGAGCGACAAGCCGAGCUCGAGGCCCUAUUCCAGGAUACCCAGGUCACAUUGGGUGCCACUCAUCUGGAUGACGAUGAUGAUGAAGAUGACGAAGACAAGAUCUACAAUCCUCUAAAACUCCCGCUUGCAUGGGAUGGAAAGCCCAUUCCAUUCUGGCUGUAUAAACUCCAUGGGUUGGGAGUCGAGUAUACUUGCGAAAUAUGUGGUAAUUUCGUGUAUAUGGGACGACGAGCAUUUGAUAAACAUUUUACGGAAGCCCGACAUGUUCACGGACUACGUUGUCUGGGAAUCACGAACCCUACGGUAUUUAGGGAGAUCACAAAUAUCGAGGAGGCGUUGGCUUUCAAUGAUAAGCUGAAGACGGAUAAGAAACAGGCACAGGUGACACAGGACAAUGUUGUGCAGAUGGAGGAUGGAGAGGGAAAUGUCAUGCCUGAGAAGGUUUAUUACGAUUUGCAAAAGCAAGGACUGCUGUAG
Orbilia oligospora ATCC 24927 is the source of this 1458-nucleotide messenger RNA. RefSeq lists its product as uncharacterized. The transcript is spliced from 3 exons. Gene Ontology annotation, molecular function: zinc ion binding; RNA binding. Bases 1 to 1458 code for a protein of 485 amino acids. Gene Ontology annotation, cellular component: nucleus; spliceosomal complex. Gene Ontology annotation, biological process: mRNA splicing, via spliceosome. NCBI's taxonomy places the organism in Eukaryota, Fungi, Ascomycota, Orbiliomycetes, Orbiliales, Orbiliaceae. The record is from RefSeq and is a predicted model, not a curated record.